AUGUCGUCGCGGUCUCGAUUAAGAUUGUCGCUGACGGUCGAUUCUCCAAAUGCAGGCUCGGAAACCGAUGAACAGCUUCUUCCACAACGACCGUCGCUUCCUGCUUCGAGAAACAGCCACAACCAAGACUUGGAAAGUCAGCAACAGCAACAACAACAACAACAGCACAAUCUACCCACCCUCUCGCACCGACUACGCCAUGAUGCAUCAGUACUUGCUCUCGCCCUUUCAGACGACGCCAUCUUUGCUGGAACUCAACGCGGCGAGAUCCUCGUCUACUCGCUCGACACGUAUGACCGCAUCGCCCUGCUCGAAGCACACAAGAGCAGUGUUCUCGACCUCUGCAUCUGUCCAGAAGAGAAUCUGCUCUUCUCUACCGCCGCCGACCGCAUCACAAAUGUCUGGGACUUGAGUUCCUACCAGCACGUCUAUUCGCUAUACUCGCGCUACGAUACCGGCGAUGUCUUUUGUGUCGCAUACUCGUCUCUGCUCCGGACCGUCUACCUCGGUGCCCAGAACACGAGUAUCCAGUGGUACGACUUGAAAGAGAAGGAUCACAGACCAAAGCCAAAGCGAAAUGAUCAUCCCUCGUUGAGAGAAGAUCCUUUCUUUGACUCCCGGGGGCCUGGUGGUGUCAGGACACCCAGACCGGCGGAUCAAGGUCUUCCUGCCAGACAUGCUGCUGGAGGUGACGUUCUGGAAAUCGACCAGGACAACAUCAAGCACUUUGCGCAUUAUGGCUAUGUUUAUUGCAUGAUGUUAGCAAAGGGUGUUGUGCCUGAUGCUCCAGGCGAUCAGGUCUUGAUCUCUGCUGGCGGAGAUGGUGCUAUCAAUCUGUGGACUAUGGAUGCGAAUCGUGGUGGUGCCAUUGAUCUGCUCUACACACUUGACGAUGGCAGAGAAGAAGGCCAGUCCAUCUUGUCUCUUGCCAUUGACGCCACCUUCCUUUACUCUGGACGCACCGGUGGUGAGGUCAAUGUCUGGGACUUGGAGACGAGACAGCUUGUUCGAAGCUUGAAGGCGCAUAGAGAUGAUGUCUUGUCAAUCUGUAUCGGCGGUGGCUACAUGUUCUCCGCCGCCGUUACUGGUUACGUUAGAUACCAGUGCGCCAGCAGACUUCAUGCCCACGAGGGUCAGAUCUUGACUUCGGCCUUUACAUACCAUAAGGGCAAGCCUUUGUAUGUGACUGGAGCUAAUGAUAACACCGUCGCUAUUUGGGAUAUCAGCGAUUGCAUCAUGUCUCCAACUGCUGUCAAAAGAACGACCGAUGAGCAGAUGCUUGACCAUCUUAAACGCUUCAUCUCUUACCGCACUGUAUCUUCUGACCCCAAGUACAAGGGUGAUUGUCGUCGCGGUGCUUCAUACCUUCGAUCCGUCUUCAAGGGCUUUGGUGCUGCCACUGAAAUGCUGCCGACCGAAGAUGGAUCAAACCCCAUCAUCCUCGCCCGCUUUAGAGGCAAUCCAUCCACGGCAGCCACCAGAAAGAAGGUCUUGUUUUAUGGCCAUUAUGAUGUCGUUGCUGCCGACAACGAGCAAGGCAAGUGGAUCACUGACCCCUUCGUCAUGGAAGGCAUGGACGGUUACCUCUACGGAAGAGGUACAUCGGAUAACAAGGGUCCGAUCAUGGCUGCCAUCUUUGCUUGCGCCGAACUCAUGUCAGAACAAGCUCUUGGCUCGGAUGUCAUAUUCUUGAUUGAGGGUGAAGAAGAGAGUGGUUCGCGCGGAUUUGCAAAUGCUGUCAAGCAGCACAAACAAACUAUCGGAGACGUCGACUGGAUUCUGCUCGCUAACAGUUAUUGGCUGGACGACUCGAUACCUUGCGUCACCUACGGUCUUCGCGGUGUCAUCCACGCUACCGUUCAGGUUGAGAGUGAUCAUCCUGAUUUGCACAGUGGUGUUGAUGGAAGUUCACAGCUUGAUGAGCCAUUGAAGGAUCUUGUCAUGUUGCUGUCUACCCUGACAGGUACUCAUGGCAAGGUCAAGAUUCCCAGCUUCUACGAUCCCAUUCCGGAGUUGAGUAAGGAAGAAGAGAUCUUGUACGAAGACAUCACUCAAGCUUUGGUCGCCAGGAACCCCGAUCUCGGUGAUCCUCGCGAUCUUGCACUUUCUCUUAUGCGUCGCUGGCGAGAGGCUUCACUAACUGUCCAUCGCUUCCAAACUUCUGGUCCUGCAAAUGCAGCCAUCAUCCCCAGACUCGCAAAAGCAGCUCUGUCACUUCGCUUGGUGCCGAACCAAGAAGCAGACACGGUUGGAGAGGCACUGAUCAAAUAUCUGCAAUCAGAGUUCAACAAGCUGGGAUCACACAAUCGUAUGACUGUCACCAUCGACCAUCAAGCCGAACCAUGGCUCGGCGACUUCAAUAACCAGAUCUUCCAGACUCUUGACAAGGCAAUCAUGGAUGUCUGGGGCCCUAUCCCCGAAGUACCUCAACAUCGCAGAAAGUCGUCUCUCGCAGUCAGCAAGGAGAACGCACUCAAAGUCACCAUCCCAAAGAAGGAAGAAGUACAAAACACACAGAUCUCCAAACCCUCACCUACCACAUCCUCCGUACUCGCCAACGGCGGACCCAACACCUCUGCGUUAACAGACGUCACCAACGACGCCAUCUCUCUACCUCUCCCACAACUAUCAGCCAAGAAACCGCGAACCAAGCCUCUGUACAUCAGAGAAGGAGGUUCCAUCCCCGCCAUCAGGUUCCUGGANAAAGAAUUCGGAGCGCCGGCUGCACAUUUCCCUUGCGGCCAAGCAUCAGACUCUGCACAUUUGGACAAUGAGCGUUUGCGAUUGACGAAUUUGUACAAGAGUAAGGAUAUUUUCAAACGAGUGUUUAGGGAUUUGCCUAUGAACUAA
This is a messenger RNA of Aureobasidium musti, 2850 nucleotides long. The record is from the annotation of a GenBank genome assembly. NCBI's taxonomy places the organism in Eukaryota, Fungi, Ascomycota, Dothideomycetes, Dothideales, Saccotheciaceae.